This is a messenger RNA of Aegilops tauschii subsp. strangulata, 1371 nucleotides long. RefSeq names its product probable inactive shikimate kinase like 2, chloroplastic. Gene Ontology annotation, cellular component: cytosol. Lineage: Eukaryota; Viridiplantae; Streptophyta; Magnoliopsida; Poales; Poaceae. The record is from RefSeq and is a predicted model, not a curated record.
GAUACAUUCUCAAUAUAGCUAAGGCAGUCCUCGCCUCACACACACGGACACAGAAGUGUGCGCUCAUGCUAGAAUAAUGGCGGCCAUGUCCAUUGCAGCCACCACCUGCUGCUCCUCCUCCUCCUUCCCCGCAAACCACAGCCGGCACAUCGCAACUUACUCCCGUGCGUCUCGCCUUCCUCUUCAUCGGCCAGCUUGGCGUCGCUCUCUCCUUGCUGCCUCCCCGCCGGCGAGCCGCCUCCGCUUCCGCCCCCGGACCUCCCUGUCGGCGUCUCCGGCCGCAGCGCACGACUACGAGUUUACCGAUACAAACGGAGAGGUGGAGCUGAGGCUAGACAUCGGAAAGCUUGGCAUUGAGAGUUCAAGAGAUGUUUUUGUUGAUGUCGAUGACAUGUCCCUGCUCAUCAGAGCCAAGUCUGAUGGAACACUGAGGACUUUGAUGAAUGUUGGAACGCUAUUCGACAGGGUUAAGUCUUCUGAGACGAUAUGGUUCAUUGACGAGGAUCAGUUGGUGGUGAACCUGAAGAAAGUCGAGCAAGAGCUGAAAUGGCCCGACAUUGAUGAAUCUUGGAAAUCCCUCACUGCUGGGAUCACACAGUUGUUGACGGGGAUCAGCGUUCACAUAGUUGGUGACUCCACGGAUAUUAACGAGGCGGUCGCUAAAGAGAUCGCUGAGGGCAUCGGGUAUCUCCCAGUUUGUACAAGUGAGCUGCUAGAGAGUGCCACUCAAAAGUCUGUUGACACCUGGGCGGCCUCGGAAGGAGUGGACUCUGUAGCUGAAGCGGAGUGUGUUGUCCUAGAAAGCCUUAGCAGCCAUGUCCGUACCGUGGUAGCGACUCUGGGUGGCAAGCAAGGAGCGGCGAGCAGGUUCGACAAAUGGCAGUAUCUUCAUUCCGGGUUCACGGUGUGGUUGUCGGUGUCCGAGGCCGGUGACGAGGCCUCUGCCAAAGAGGAAGCCCGGAGAAGCGUUAGCACUGUUAGCGUGGCUUAUGCCAAGGCUGAUGUGGUGGUGAAGCUGGGUGGAUGGGACCCGGAGUACACGCGAGCUGUGGCACAGGGCUGCCUUGUUGCCUUGAAGCAGCUCACCUUGGCAGACAAGAAGCUAGCAGGGAAGAAGAGCCUUUACAUCAGGCUAGGCUGUCGAGGGGACUGGCCCAACAUCGAGCCACCCGGCUGGGAUCCUCAAUCAGAUGCCCCGCCCACCAACAUCUAGUCCAGCUUCAAGAGCCCUUUUUUCUUUUCUCUUCUUUUUUCAAGACUUUAUUCCGUUGCUUAAGGAUGUACACAAGCCUGUCCGUGCAAAGCGGGAAAAAUACUCUUAUUCAGGACCAAGAGUAUGAAAUGCCAAACUCUCUAGUUCACCCGAUCCAA